Molecule: messenger RNA, 681 nt
Organism: Punica granatum (pomegranate)
Lineage: Eukaryota; Viridiplantae; Streptophyta; Magnoliopsida; Myrtales; Lythraceae
Source: RefSeq, a predicted model, not a curated record
AUCACAGGCCAUGAAACCCCCAACCAUUAUUAUUAUUAUUAUAACGUGUCAUUAAUUAUGCAAGUUACGGUCCAUCGAGAGAUGAAUUUGCUAUUUAGCCCUCUGGUCUCUACUAUUCUCGACCUAUCAGCAUCCCCAGAAUGGCGACGAGCGUCGGUACCGUUUCCGCCUUUGUUAUUCUCUCGCUCAGUGCGAUCCUGAUCCCACUGGCAGCUUCAUACGAGCUUAAGCCGAAGCCGGAGGAUUUCCUAAACGAGUGCAAGAGGAAGAUGGGGCUGGAGUGCGGGGACGCGAUCAACAUUAACUUGUUCGGGCGGGGGACACCACCAUACUUCGAUGAUUGCUGUCAUAAGCUUGUGGAGAUGGGGCGAGAGUGUCACGACGGCGUGGUCACAAAGCACCUUCUGCUGAAGCCCCAGGACUAUGCGGACAAGAUCUUGCAGAAAAGCGUCAGGGUCUGGAACCACUGCGUUCGGGUUGUUGAGUACCAGGAAAGGCACGGCAGCAAGUUUUAAGGCCGUUACAUGUUGACGUUCGAUAUAAAAACCUAGUAUAAUGCAAGUUCAAGGUGAAUGAGAGAAAGGGCAGGAACUUAGACAAACUUACGAUCUAUUACCUGACACGAGAUUGAGAUUCUUUGUGGUCGUAUUGAUCCCGAAACAGGCAAUAGCUCAUUUUCGA